Molecule: messenger RNA, 2381 nt
Organism: Chlamydomonas reinhardtii
Lineage: Eukaryota; Viridiplantae; Chlorophyta; Chlorophyceae; Chlamydomonadales; Chlamydomonadaceae
Exons: 4
Coding region: 146-1501 (451 amino acids)
Source: RefSeq, a predicted model, not a curated record
GAUUAUCAACCCCACAAUCUUGCACUCGCCACCGGUGCUUCCCUUGAGAGUCGUUGAACUGCCGCGAAGGUCUGCCGCGACCAGGCGCGAAAGUCCUUUCGCACGGCGCUAGCACACGCAGCUGCUGGCGUUGCUGCGGAUGACGAUGGAUACGCCGGUAGCCAUUAUCGAUCAGGCGAAGACGACGCCCAAUGGUAUCAAGGGCAACGGAGCCGGCGCUGUUGCCGGCGGCACCGGCGGCGCCGUGACCGCCGCCGCCGCCCGCGCGGCCUCCAUUGAGGGCGUGCAGGCGCGCAUGGCCCGCACCAACCUGCAGCAGGCGGACGUGGAACGGCAGUACAAGGACGAGCUGAGGUGGAUGCAGAAGGAGGUGGACCAUCUCAAAACGGAGCUCGACAUGAGCCGCCGCCGCCGCGCUGACUCGGACGAGGAAAUAGCCGCGCUGAAGGCCCAACUGGCGGAGGCGGCGCAGGCCGUGGCGGCAGCGCAGGCGGAGGCGGCGGAGGCACGCGCCCGUGCCGAGGCCAUGCGUAAGGACGGAUCCCGUGCUGAGCUGGAGCGGCUGCGUGCUGAGCUCGAGGCAGCACGCAAGGCGGCGGCGGCGUCGGCGACAGAGGCGACGGAGGCGCACCGCGUGGCGGCAGCGUCAAGCAAGGAGCUGCGCGCGGCGGCGGCGGAGCUGGCGGCGCGCGGCGCGCGGGCCGAGGCGGCGGAGGCGGCGGCGGAGGCGGCGCAGGCGGAGGCGGCGAGCCUGCGGGGCCGCCUGGCAGCGAGUGAGGCGGCGCGGGGCCAGGCGGAGCAGGAGCUAUCGCACGCACGUGUGGAGUGCCGCACGGCGCAGGGGCGAAUGGAGGCCGCCGGCCGUGAGGCGGCGGCGGCGCGCGCCGACGCAGACGCCCGAGCCGCCGACCUGGCGGCAACGUCGCAGCGCCUGGCGGCGGUGCAAGCCGCCGCCACAGAGGCGGAAACCGCGGCGGCGGCCGCCGCCGCGCGCGCGGCGGCCGCGACGGCGGAGCUGGAGGAGAUCAAGGAGCUGAGCGGUACGUCGGCGGCCUCGGUUGCGGCGCUGCGCAGCAAGCUGUCCACCACGGACUCGGAGCUGAGCGAGCUGCAGACGCAGUACCAGCGCAUUGUGUACGAACACGCCAAGGCGCGGGCGGAGCACACGGAGAUGAGCGGCAAGCUGCUGCGGGCCCAGGAGGAGCUGGCCCGCACGGUGUCGUACGCGGAGGAGGCCACGGCGGCGCUCAAGCGGCAGCUGGCGGGGCUGGGGGCGGAGCCGGCGGCGCUGCCGGAGGCCCCGGCCUCUGUGGUGCGGCACGGCCUGGGGCUGCCCAUCAGUGGGGAGGGCAAGGCGGCGGCGGCGGCGGCGGGCGGGGCCGCUGGCGGCACGCCGGUCGGCAGCCGGCGGCGCAUCAGUCUGGGGCGUGACUCGGCGGACCGCAGCGGCAGUCUGCCGCCGCCGCCCGUGGCGCUGGCGCCGGCUGGGGUCGCCAGCUGAGGCGGCGGCGGCGAGGUGGCGGCUGCGGCAGUGGAGUGUGGGAGGGGGGCUGGGGGCUGGGGGGGCAACGAGAACCAACCCCCAGACCCAAGUGCGCUGGGCUGCAUUGCAAGCUGCUGGCAUGCGUGAGUUACCGUUGGGCUCUGAGGGGAGCAGGAGGCGGCGCAGGAGGUGUGGCAGUUGCUGAGGUAACGGUAGUUGCUGCAACGGGCGUGCACUUUACGUUGUACCCUACCGCCGAAAGGGCGGGGCUCGGGGCCUGUAUUGGAGGUAGGCGAAGCACACGACUUAUGUCUUGGAUGCAUAAUUGAACCUGCCUUUGGGGUGUGGGCGUCGGGUGCCGAUGAUACGGUUUUCGGUUGCUUCGGUACUCUCGGUCAUCUGCGGGUUCUGUACUGCAGGGCUAUCGUUUGAUUGGGCGUCGCCGGACUGUAUGCCCGAUGUACCUGGUUUUGCGUCUGGUGCUGUAGACCGCGCUUCGUGCGCCGCCAUGGUUUGCUGCACGGUUGUGGGGCUCUGGCGGGCUUCGGCUUGGCUUUGAUUUAUGCCGGUGUAGCAGCCGAGACACGCUUUUUGCGCAGAAACAAUGCACGGUUUGGCGAAGGUCGGCAGCCAGUUGGGGGGAGGGCGGUUUCCCUUCGGGCCGGAGAUGGUUCCCUCCUGACCUGGGUGCUGGGCACCCUUGCUUGGGCGGACUGUCCCUUCUUGUAAUGUCGCAUUUAUAAUGACACGGCCCCCGCGUGUGUGGGUUUUAGCGGCUUGGAAUAAGCUCCCAAUUUCUGGGGCGACACUCGCGUGGGCAACACCUUACCAUCACGAUUGACAAGAGUUGCAAGCUUCAUCCGCGCAGUCCCAGUGUCCGAUGUAAAGUGGAGCGCGC